Molecule: messenger RNA, 2380 nt
Organism: Jatropha curcas
Lineage: Eukaryota; Viridiplantae; Streptophyta; Magnoliopsida; Malpighiales; Euphorbiaceae
Product: 3-hydroxy-3-methylglutaryl-coenzyme A reductase 3
Biological process (GO): coenzyme A metabolic process; isoprenoid biosynthetic process; sterol biosynthetic process
Cellular component (GO): endoplasmic reticulum membrane; peroxisomal membrane
Molecular function (GO): protein binding; hydroxymethylglutaryl-CoA reductase (NADPH) activity
Source: RefSeq, a predicted model, not a curated record
CGAAGCCAUAAAAAAACUACUACUACUACUACCAUUUCUCGUUUCAGAAGACACUCUUUCUCUUUUCCUUUCUCAACAAAACAUUAACAUAUCUAUCGGAUUAAUUUUUCUCGCUCUCGCCGGACCGGACCGGACCUGUAACUUUCACACACACAAUGGACCAGCAGGUUCGCCAGCGUAGUUCCAAGCCUGUCCGUAAGGACUGUGCCGGCGAACCACUCAAUCCAUUUCGCCACAAUCAUCUUCCUCCUCUUAAAGUCACUGAUCCUUUUCCUCUCCCUCUCUACCUAGCAAAUGCUGUUUUCUUCUUUCUUUUCUUCUCCGUAGCUUAUUUCCUCCUCCAUAGAUGGCGGGAAAAGAUCCGUAACUCUACUCCUCUUCACAUUGUUAAUUUCCCUGAGAUAGCCGCUUUGGUUUGUUUAGUCGCUUCUGUAAUCUAUCUUCUCGGUUUCUUUGGCAUUGGCUUUGUUCAUUCUUUCACUUCUAAAGUUUCCACUGAUGCCUGGGAAAUUGAGGAAUAUGACGUCGUCAAAAAAGAUACUCGCUCUCCGGGACCUUGCGCCGCCUCUCUUGACUGCUCUGUCCAUCCUACGACCAAAAUUGCUCCAAUUCCUUUAUCUGAUGAUGACGAACAGAUUAUCAAUUCAGUAGUUUCUGGUUCUAUUCCUUCUUAUUCUCUCGAAUCCAAACUUGGAGAUUGUAGAAGAGCCGCGGCUAUCCGCCGUGAGUCGCUGCAGAGGAUGACUGGAAGGUCUUUGGAAGGAUUGCCUUUAGAUGGUUUCGAUUAUGAGUCCAUACUAGGGCAGUGUUGUGAGAUGCCAAUUGGAUAUGUGCAGAUUCCGGUGGGCAUUGCUGGGCCAUUGUUGUUGGAUGGAAUUGAAUAUACGGUACCAAUGGCGACGACGGAGGGCUGUUUGGUUGCUAGUACGAAUAGAGGAUGUAAGGCUAUUUAUGUAUCAGGUGGCGCCACCUCUACUUUGUUUAGAGAUGGAAUGACCAGAGCUCCUGUUGUUAGGUUUCCUACAGCCAAGAGAGCCUCUGACUUGAAGUUUUUCAUUGAAGAUCCUACCAGUUUCGACACAAUCGCCGUUGUUUUUAACAAAUCAAGCAGAUUUGCAAAGCUACAAGGCGUCAAAUGUGCAAUAGCAGGAAAAAAUCUGUACAUGAGGUUUAACUGCAACACAGGUGAUGCUAUGGGAAUGAACAUGGUGUCUAAAGGAGUCCAGAACGUCCUCGAUUACCUUCGAGACGAUUUCCCUGACAUGGAUGUCAUUGGCAUCUCUGGUAAUUUUUGUUCGGAUAAGAAGCCAGCAGCAGUUAACUGGAUAGAGGGGCGUGGAAAGUCUGUAGUAUGUGAGGCAAUCAUAAAGGAAGAAGUGGUAAGAAAGGUGUUGAAAACCAACGUGGCUGCUUUGGUGGAGCUUAACAUGCUUAAAAACCUUACCGGCUCAGCCGUGGCUGGUGCUCUUGGCGGGUUUAAUGCCCAUGCCAGCAAUAUUGUAACUGCAGUGUAUAUAGCCACAGGACAGGAUCCCGCCCAAAAUGUGGAGAGUUCUCACUGUAUUACCAUGAUGGAAGCUGUUAAUGAUGGCAAAGACCUUCACAUCUCAGUCACCAUGCCUUCCAUUGAGGUGGGUACAGUAGGAGGUGGCACUCAACUGGCAUCGCAAUCAGCUUGCCUGAACCUACUUGGGGUGAAAGGUGCAAGCAAAGAGUUACCAGGGUCAAAUUCAAGGCUUCUGGCUAGUAUUGUGGCUGGUUCUGUUCUUGCAGGGGAACUGUCUCUCAUGUCUGCUCUUGCAGCUGGACAACUGGUUAAGAGCCACAUGAGAUACAACAGAUCUAGCAAAGAUGUGCCCAAAAUAGCUUCUUGAAGGAUAAUACAGCUACCUUCUUUAGUUGAGAAGAUUAGAAUUAAGUUUUAAAAAAGAAAACUAGAAAUAAAUGAUCAGCACAAGGAUAAAAAGGAGCAUAUAAUAGUGGAGGAUGGCAAGCGUUGGCGGGGGGACAAACAGAGAGAGGUCCAUGUGAAAGAACAAGUUAAAACAAUAAAUUAAAAAAUAGAGAAAUGGGAGAUUAAGGGGUUAGUGGUGCCAUGAGUUGUAUAUAUUAGAGUCUUAUUUCUGUGUGCGUGCCACUUGUUUGCUCCCAACAUUUGGUAUCUUCCUCCUGCCAACACAAAACAAAAUCUUGUGAUCUUUCUUGUAUUGCUCUUCAUAUUUAGUUUGUUGUUAAUUGUCGUCUGGUAUGUGUUAAUUGAGGAAACGACAUGUUGUAUUAGGGUUUAGAUCUGUAUGUCUCGUUUGUUGUGUACUUUAUUUGUGUGGAUAUGUUAAACGUGUAACAAUUGGGUAACUAAUAAUUUCCUUUGGUCAUCUAA